Molecule: messenger RNA, 1689 nt
Organism: Prunus mume (Japanese apricot)
Lineage: Eukaryota; Viridiplantae; Streptophyta; Magnoliopsida; Rosales; Rosaceae
Product: Leucine-rich repeat protein kinase family protein
Molecular function (GO): protein binding
Source: RefSeq, a predicted model, not a curated record
AUGAAUAUGAAUAUAUUAGGUUCAAUAGUGAUAUUGUUGUCAUGGGUGUGUGUAGAUGCUGCAGUGUUUCUGAGCAUCGAUUGUGGUGCUUCCGAUUCUUACACCGACAGCCUUUCCAUAAACUGGGUUGGAGAUGAUGACUAUGUGCACAGCGGCGAGUCCCAGUUGGUGGAGUUGUCCAGCUCAACCCCUCAUGUGGCCAGCACUCUACGAGUUUUCACAAGUCUAAGGAAAAACUGCUACACCAUCAACAGCGUUGACAUGAUAGGUCAACGGCUUCUGGUGCGCGCUAGCUUUUACUACGGAAACUACGACGGUAACAACUCUCCCCCGACCUUCGAUCUCUACUUUGACUCCACCUACUGGACGCAAGUCAACUUAACCGGGGUUUCCGAUGCCAUUGUUAAUUACGAGGUGAUAUACACUGUGAACAAAAACACCACCAGCAUAUGUCUUGCUCAAACCCUGCCUCGCCAGUUUCCCUUUAUAUCCGCACUCGAAUUCCGCAGUUUAGCUCCUAAAAUGUACACACGCGUUGCUUCUGAUUAUGCUUUGUUCAGGCAAAAGAGGCUUGCUUUAGGUGCACAACAACUCAUUAGGUAUCCAGACGACAGUUACGAUCGGAGAUGGGUACCCGGGUACGGUUUGUUUGCAUAUCAGGCGGAAGGUGAGGCGAGAAUAUCCAAGAUGGAUGUGAGUGGUGCAGAAGAUAAUCCUCCUGCAGCUGUAGUACAAAAUGCAACCACCGGCAAUAACACGUCCGAGUAUUUUGAAUUAUAUACAUACCUCCCAGACUUUCCAGUUCAAGUGUACAUCACCACCUUCUUCUCGGAGGUGGAUCCUGCAGCACUCACUUCACCCAACAAACGAUCCUUUGAGAUUUAUGUAGACGAGCAGCCUUAUUCCAAACCCAUCGUCCCACCUUUUGAGAGCGUAGUGGAAGUCGCCAUCACCAACAUCACUGCUUCUUCGAAAACAUCCAUCACUCUCCGCCCCACUGCUGAUUCCACCCUUCCCUUCCUCAUCAAUGCCUUUGAAGUUUAUCUCCUGUCUAAAGUAGGACCAGCAACUGAUACCAGAGAUGUGGAGGGACUGGCGGUACUACAAGUGCAAUUCGAGGUGUUAAUUAUAUGGAGCGGUGACCCUUGCUUUCCAUUAAGCUCUUCGUGGGAAUGGGUUCAGUGUAGCACAGGCACCAUUCCUCGUAUAAUUGCACUGAAUCUGAGUAGCUUCGAUCUGGUUGGUCCACUACCAGAUUUUAGUUCCAUGGGUGCCCUUGUCACAAUUGAUUUGCACGACAAUAGCUUAAAUGGUCCUAUCCCUGAUUUUCUUGGCUCCUUCCCGAAUCUAAAGCGACUGGAUUUGUCAAACAAUAGAUUCAACGGAACCAUACCCACCUCCUUAUCCAAAAACAAGAAGUUGGAAUUAGUUGUGACUGGUAAUUGUCUCUCUGGAAUGUCUUGUCCACCUCCACCUAAGACACCGCCUCAGACUCCACCGCCCCCUACGACUACUAGUACUGAGACUACACCACCACCACCUUAUAACAAUGACAGGACACCGCCGCCGCCAGAUGUAUCCCAAUUCGGUUCAGGUUCAGGUUCAGGAUCUACUGAUGAUAGCAAGAACAAUGCCGUGCUUUCUAUGCUAGUGGCAGCCACGAUUCAAGCUCUACUGUUAAUUACCUAG